Molecule: messenger RNA, 1321 nt
Organism: Eruca vesicaria subsp. sativa (arugula)
Lineage: Eukaryota; Viridiplantae; Streptophyta; Magnoliopsida; Brassicales; Brassicaceae
Source: the annotation of a GenBank genome assembly
GUUAGGUUGUUUCAUUUCCUUCCACUCUUUCUUCUUCAUUUCCUCUUUUUCUUUUCUCUCCAACCCUCUCGCAAAAGCUGCUUCAAGAAAACAAAAAAAAAAAAAAAUUGAGCUUUUUGGGGGGUUUAAUUUCUUUGAGAUAACCAAAAGAAGGAAGAACAGAUUCAAAGGACAUUUAAAGAGAUGUUCUUGUCUGAAUCUUGUAAAUGAUUGGUCAAAGUUCGAUAGGCAAAGAAAAAAACAUAGUUUCCAGGGUUUCAUUGUGUUGCUCUUUUUUGAGAAGAACAUGGAGGAAACAAUGGCAUCUAGGUAUUGGUGUCACAUGUGUUCACAAAUGGUGAAUCCAACAACAACGGAACCUGAGAUCAAAUGUCCCUUUUGCCAAAGCGGAUUCAUCGAAGAAAUGAGCAAUAAUGGUAAUGGUAAUAAUGGAGGUGGCCUUGUUCAAGACCGUGCUAUGUCUCUAUGGGCACCAAUCUUGCUUGGAAUGAUGAGUACUCCUCGGAGACGAAGAAGGUCUAGGAGAGCAGAGCUUGAUGAACAAGACAAUGACAAUGAUGAUGAAUCCAAUCAUAGAGCGAGAAGACACGGUGGAGAGAUUGAUUUGGACAGAGAGUUUGAAUCUAUUUUAAGAAGAAGACGAAGAAGCUCAGGGAAUAUAUUACAGUUGCUUCAAGGGAUACGUGCAGCUUCUGAGUAUGAGACAUCUGAUAAUAUCAAUAAUAAUAGAGUUAUAAUGAUCAAUCCGUUGAAUCAAUCCCUCGUUGUUCAAGGACAAGCUCAGAGCCAUCCUGCAUUGACUUCACUUGGAGAUUACUUCAUUGGACCUGGUUUAGAUCUUUUGCUCCAGCAUUUAGCUGAGAAUGAUCCCAACAGGCAAGGGACUCCACCUGCUCGUAAAGAAGUGGUUGAUGCUUUGCCAACGGUUAAGAUAACGGAGCCGUUGUUGCAGUGUUCGGUUUGUUUGGAUGAGUUUGAGAAAGGAGUGGAGGCUAAAGAGAUGCCCUGUAAGCAUAAGUUUCAUGUCAAGUGUAUUGUUCCGUGGCUUGAGAUUCAUAGCUCUUGUCCUGUGUGUCGGUUCGAGCUUCCUUCUGCGAGUGGUGAUGGUGAUGAGAGUAAGGUUGAUUCAACGAGAACAAUAACUACUGUUCCGGAGAGUAGUAACGGAAACGGUGUUGAGAAUGUGGGAAAUGAGGAAAGAAGUGAGGAUGAUGCGAGGAGUGGGAAUGGAAGAAGGUUUUCAUUUUCAUGGCCAUUUAGUGGAUUGUUCUCUUCUUCUUCGUCUUCUUCAUCCUCUGGAUCUCAAUCUGGUCCUCGCUGA